Molecule: messenger RNA, 4077 nt
Organism: Fusarium sp. VM40
Lineage: Eukaryota; Fungi; Ascomycota; Sordariomycetes; Hypocreales; Nectriaceae
Source: the annotation of a GenBank genome assembly
AUGGCUUCUAAUCAGAUCGUUGCCUCGCCGCAGGCGGUGAUGCACCAGGUUUCAAGACUUAGCGAUAAUGACCCGGACUUCCGUUUCAUGGCUUUGAACGAUUUGCUGCAACUCAUCACCCACGCCAAAUCCGACUUCUUGCACCACGACUACAAUAUUGCAGCUCGUACUGUCGAUAGCAUCAUCAAAACUCUCGACGACCAGAAUGGCGAGGUCCAGAACCUUGCAGUCAAAUGCCUUGGUCCUUUCGUGAGCAAGAUCCCUACCCCCGUUAUCGCACCCAUGAUCGAGAAACUCUCGUCAUUGAAGCUCAAGAACUCCGUGGACAAUUCCGUACCUUCCUUGGCGCUACGAAACGUCAUCAUCGCUCUCCCUCGACCCGUCCCAGGACUCCCGCCAACCUCAGAUGUGCAGGAAUCGUAUAGUGCCAUUAGCCGUGUGCUGAUUCCCCGCCUUAUCGGCCCCGGCCCCAAGACACAAGUUCCCAGGAACUCAAAGAUUGCUCUUCCUCCUGUACCUGAAGGACUUCUACAGAAUGAAAGCGAUCUAAAUGCCGAAGCAGUCGACGUGCUUAUCGAGGUCGUUCGAUGCUUCGGACCUAUGCUUGCCCAAGUUGAGGUGGAGGCCAUGCAAGCAGUCGUCAUUCAACUGCUGGAAAGCGAGAAGGGGACAUCGGUGGUCAAGAAGAGGGCUGUUGUAGCUAUCUCCAUGCUCGCGGUUUAUUUGUCCGAUGAACAUCUGGAGGAAGUGGUGAAACGAAUUACCGCUGGCCUGUCCAAACAAACCAGCCCAGUCACAAGAAGACUGUACAUUUCUAUUCUCGGCAGCAUGGCACGAUCGAUUCCUUCCCGAUUUGGACCUCACCUGUCCGAGACUGCCCCUCUGGUUCUUCAAGCAGUCAGUGAAACGGAACUAGAGGAACAUCUUGAGGCGCUUAGUGAUGGUGAUGAUCUUGGUCAAGACUUUAACGAGGUUCGCGAGGCUGCUCUGGUAGCCCUUGAGUCUUUCUUGGCAUCAUGCCCUCAAGAGAUGCGCCCUUUCACGGAUCCUACAAUAGACGCUUGCCUUCGAUUCAUCAAAUACGACCCUAACUACAACGUCGAUGAUGAAGACGAGGAUAUGGAAGACGAAGAAGAGGAAGAGGAAAUGGAUGACGACGAUGAAUUCGAUGCUGAUGAUGGCUUCGAAGAUGAUGACGAUGAUGCCAGCUGGAAGGUUCGACGAUGCGCCGCAAAGACCAUCUACACGCUUAUCUCAACUCGCGGAAGUGGUGACCUUCUUGAGAAUGGUGUUCUCUACAACCUGACAGCACCUCUGCUUAUCAAGCGUAUUUCUGAGCGAGAGGAGAAUGUUCGCUUAGAGAUUAUCUCAGCACUUUCUCUCUUGGUUCGCAAGACAGGUGAAGGGAUUCACACAGUCGACCUUUCCCUCGAGGACUUUGAGGGAGAGUCUGAAUCACGCAUCCCCAUCAGCCGAAAGCGAAGGCGCCAGAGUAGUGGUGGCGGCUCUACAGCAUCUCAAUUCAUGUCAGGUACUGGUCUUGUUUCGCCUGUGCUAGAGAAGGUCCCUCUCAGUGGCCCUCGAGCCGACUUGGCUCGCCUGACACCAUCUAUUGUCAAGGCUAUCACUAAACAACUCAAGGGAAAAACCAUUCCUACCAAACAAGCAGUCAUCAGUCUUCUCGACGACAUAGUGUCGGUUCAGCAUGGCGGACUGGCUGAAUACUUCGAUCAGGUUAUUGGCCCUAUCAUUGAGGCCAUCCAGGCCAGUGGAUCUGCUCCUGUGUCGUCCCAUCUAUCUUCUCACGCCGGUUCUUCAGCGACACCAAGCACUCUAAGGAUUACUGCUCUAGGGGUGGUCAGUGAUAUCGCAAAGACUCAUUCAUCUACUAUUCUACAACCAUAUCUUACCAAGAUUGUCGACGGUGUCACCUCUGCAGCCAACAACCGGUUUUAUAAGAUUUCUAGUGAGGCUAUUCGCACGGUUGAAGAGCUGGUCAAGGCCAUCACCCCACCCCGAUCUCGCAACGCUGCCUCUAAGUAUAAGGCAGAGCUGGAAAAGCUUUACACUGUCAUCUUGGACAGAUCUUCAGCCCAGGAUGCGGAUGCUGAGGUUCGACAACGGGCUAUUCAUGCUCUGGGUGUUCUAAUCUCGCGAACUUCGACUUCUGAUGGUCCUUCUCUACUCUUUGAUGACAAGACGAGGCCGCUUAAGGCCGCAUUGGAUGUCCUUCAGGACAGAUUGAAGAAUGAGACUACCAGACUAGCUGCUGUUCGUGCCGUGGAGAAUGUUGCCCGCUAUGCCAAGGCUCCUGGCCAGCUAGAACGACAAUGGAUUCAGGAUGUUGCUUUGGAGUUAUCUGCGCAGUUGCGAAAGGCGAAUCGUUCUCUGCGUGGUUCCAGCAUUAUUGCUCUCCAAAACCUUGUCCUGUCGCCUGCUACUAAGGGUCAGCUCGAAUCGGAAACGAUUCAAGGGAUUGUGGCGGAGUUGAUACCCAUCAUUACAGCUGGGGACACGCAUCUCCUUGGACCGACCUUGAUCAUACUUUCCAAACUGGUCCCAGAACAUCCGGAGUUAGUGGUGACUGAGGAUUUGAUUGCUGCAUUCUCACAGCUUCUCAAGCAGCACUUUGCCGGCAUAGUCCUUGAGCCGCUUCUCGAUCUUGUCAGCAGUAUCGGCCAGCAUGGGGCGGGUCAAGGACUCAUGCAGGGGCUUCUCAAGGAUGUCAGUGUCGCCGGCGAUCCCCCAGUUGUUGGUAAAGUCAUCGGAACUCUGCUUGUCACUGGAGGCGAGUCGGUGGGGGUCAAGCUGGAUAGCUUUAUUACAGAGCUAUACACAAGCGCCAAGAGUAACGAUGAAGCUCGAGUCAGUCUUGCUCUGGCUGUUCUGGGAGAAGCUGGAAAGAGACUCGGAACAAACUCGACCCUCAAGCCUGAUCUUUUCCUGGAUCAAUUCCACGACGAGCCCGACAAGGUAUCACUAUCUGCUGCCGUUGCUCUUGGCCAGGCCGGUUCGGGCAACGUCCCUGAGUUCCUACCCAUCAUUAUGAAAAACAUGCAAAAGGGCGGCAACAUCCAGUAUCUGCUCAUUCAAUCAAUCAAGGAAAUCCUUCAAUCCAUCUCAGCACAGUCCACUGACCUGCGAAAGUACGCCACCACUAUUUGGGAUGAGCUGCUGAAGGCUUCGGACAAUGCUGACAACAAGGUUGUCUGCGCUGAAUGUGUGGGACGCCUUGUUACUCUCGACCCUAACGUUUUCAUUCCCCGUCUGCAGGCCCUUCUGAAGGAUGAGUCUCUCGGCAUCCGAGGCAUGGCUGUCCAGGCUGUCCGCUACACCCUUCCCGAGAGUGACGAGGUUUUGGAUGGCAUGCUGCGAGAUGUUCUCAUUCAAAUGCUGUUGACUAUGCUUCAAGACGCCGACAUGGACAUUCGCCGAUUGGCAAUGACCACCCUCACUACAGCUGCUCGAACUAAGCCGGACCUCAUCCACCCACACCUGGGUGAGCUGAUGCCAUUCGUACUGCAAGAGUCGGUCAUCAAGAAGGAGCUCAUCCGAGAAGUCAUGAUGGGACCGUUCAAGCAUACCGUGGAUGAUGGCCUUGAAGUCCGAAAGAGUGCGUACGAGACACUGUAUGCCUUGAUGGAGACUGCUUUCAGUCGCAUCAACAACAUCGACUUUUACGAUCGUGUCGUGGCGGGUCUCAAGGACGACAACGAUAUUCGCCAGCUGUGCAAUCUUAUGGUGACCAAGUUGAUCUCGAUUGACCCUGAUGAGACAACUCGCCGCCUGAACUCAAUCGCUGAGGCUUAUCGCUCUGUUCUCUCGGUCAAGCUGAAAGAUAAUGCCGUGAAGCAGGACCUCGAGAAGCAAGAAGAAGCCAACAAGAGUAUUCUAAGAGUCACUGUAUUACUGGGCGAGAAGAUGAAGGCCACAACAGGUAAUGCUGGAGCGGCUACUAGCAAUGCUGGUGCCGCCAGUACCUGGACAGGAUACUGGGAGUGGGUGAACAAGGAAUUCGAGAAGCAGUUGAAGACACUUAGAGAGGAGAACAGCAAACUGCAGACCCGAAUGGUUUAG